Molecule: messenger RNA, 672 nt
Organism: Drosophila sechellia
Lineage: Eukaryota; Metazoa; Arthropoda; Insecta; Diptera; Drosophilidae
Exons: 1
Coding region: 42-599 (185 amino acids)
Source: RefSeq, a predicted model, not a curated record
AUUUCAAAAUCAUUUUGGUUAGUAAUUUUUCCUGAUUUUUAAUGCCUGGGGAGGCAAAUAACACGCCUCAAUCCGGCCGGAGACCCCGACUCGGAUUGAGUCGGCGUGGUUGCCAGUCCACGCCUUUAAUAAGACUCCAGAGAGAGGGUUCCGCUGCAAAUACACCAAAUUGUGGUGAACAGGAGACUCCGCGGGCUCCAACUUUAUCGCUAAGCUCUCGCAGGAUAGGAUUGUCCAAGAACAGGACGGGAUUGUACAAGAAGAAGCUAGAGUUCGCUGCGGCCCAAGGAAUUAGGGACGAGGACCAGGACAUAGUGAAGAAACCAUCAAAAAAGGAAAGGAAUGAUGCUCUAGAGGCUCUUGAUACGCCAGAGGAGGUACAGGAGAAAGGCAACCAGAAAAACCAGCUUGAAAACAGUCCAAAGAGCAGUAAAAUCAUUGAGCUGCAGGGCGAUAUAGAAAUCUGGCGGCAGGGAUUCAUAGCUUCUGUGGGCGACCUACUGACUAUGGUAGAACCAGGACUCUCAAAGAACGAUGUACUUACGCGGCUGGGCAUUCCCCACGAGAUGCUGCGCUAUCUGGAGGAGGAGUGUCUAUAGUUAAACAUAGCUUUAAGAUUUAACAUUAAGAAACUCUAUAUUCCCAUUGCAACAAAGAGGAAACUAAAAGUUA